UCAAUGAAAGUGUUAAAUUUUUCAAAGAAACAUUUGAAACGAAACUAACAGAAGCAGAUACAUAUUUUCGUGAAAAAGCAAAUAAUUCAAAUAUUAAUGACAAUAUAAUUAAAGGCUUUGAGAGGUUUUUGAAAUGUUUCGAUUCUUUUUUGAAAGAUAUUUUGAAAGUUGAUGAUAUUGAGGAAUACAAUAUUAUUAUAUAUG
Molecule: messenger RNA, 204 nt
Organism: Dentiscutata erythropus
Lineage: Eukaryota; Fungi; Glomeromycota; Glomeromycetes; Diversisporales; Gigasporaceae
Source: the annotation of a GenBank genome assembly